Aegilops tauschii subsp. strangulata is the source of this 441-nucleotide messenger RNA. Lineage: Eukaryota; Viridiplantae; Streptophyta; Magnoliopsida; Poales; Poaceae. The record is from RefSeq and is a predicted model, not a curated record.
AUGAACCCUAGCCUCCUUCCUCUCGCGCCGCCGAACAUUUCCCCCGCCACCGACGGACAUGUCCGCCACCGCGCCACGCCCAAUCCGGAGCCGCCACCUGUCCCUGCGCCGCCCUCCGCCGCCGCGGCCCGCGAGGCCCACGGCCGGCUCGCCCGCGCCCGCGCCGGGCCCGAGCCGUGCGCCCGCGCCCUGCCGCCUCCGCCCGCCGGUGACCCCGCCGCCCGCUCCAGCGACCAGGUCGGCCCCGCCGCCAUGGAUGGCCGCCUCCUCCCGCGAAGCCCCACCGCGCCGGUGCCCCGUCGGCCCCGAAAACCGGCGGAUCAGGCGCCCCCGUGCCCAGAUCCGGCCUCCUCGUCGGCCCCUCCUCAAGCUCCGACCGUCGCCUCUCCUUCGUCCCCGGCAAUUCCUCCGGCGAUCCUCGUUCUCCGCGCCCAGGUCUGA